AACAUAAUGGCGGACAAAACAGACACCAAUGAACAGGCAGAAGGUACUUUACCUGCGAAAAGCACACCAAAAGAUGCCUUAGUUAUGGCUGCCAUUCUAAAAGAGAUGGGAAUCAGUGAAUACGAACCACGAGUUAUCAACCAAAUGCUUGAAUACACCUACCGUUACAUUACAACUGUGCUAGAGGAUGCUACGGUUUACAGUAAACAUGCUGGCAAGAAAGAUCUCGAUGCCGAAGAUGUGCAGUUAGCCAUCCAAUCCAGACUGGACCAUUCUUACACAAAUCCUCCACCAAGAGAGUUUCUUAUUGAGAUUGCACGGCAGAAGAAUCGACACCCUUUACCACAGAUUCAGACAAAGAGUGGCUUACGACUACCGCCUGACCGGUAUUGUCUCACCUCAACAAACUACAAAGUCAAGACACAAAAAAAGCAGCAUGCUCAGGUCCGUGCCAAUCCAGUGGUGGCUCGAACAAUCUCUCAGUCAGCUGUAUCAACACUCAUCAAAGCCACACCAGCAACUAUUGUAACAGUCAAAAUGCCAACUGCUACCCCAGUGACAGCCACAUCUGCUGGACCCCUGAUAAAUGCUGCAACAGCUGUCACAGCUGGUGUAACAGUAAAAAAGGAACUAACAGGGACCACUGUGGUACAGAAACAGUCAGUGCUGACUACAGGAGCACCAGCAAUACAGGUGAAAAGUGAACCAGGAGCAACUGUCACCAAAAGUCAGCCUAUCACAGGUGUACCAGCUAAAGCCUCUCAAAGCACAGGCAACCCAGCUUCAAUGCUUACAGUGUCAGCCCUUCCAAGCAUGGAUGAAACUGUUGCUAGCACCCAGCAACCAUUGAUAACACCACUUAAGCGAAAACAUGAAGAUGAGGAUGACGACUAUGAUACAUAACUUUCUGUUUUAGUUUCCCUUCGUGUUCUGGGAGGGGAGUGAGUGGGAAGGUCAUUUUUAAGCAUAACUGGCUUUUCUUUGUACUGUAACCUAACCCUUGUGCAUAACACACUCAUCUGAAUCCCCAUCUCACACCAUUUAGGCUAAGUUCAUUAAAUAAUAAAAGGAUUUACUCUUGUUCUCUCAUAUAGAUGGAUGUUAGGCUGGCUAAAGGUCUGAACAGUCACAGUUGUCUGACAAUAUUGAACAUUAUAUCAUAUUGUGCAAGUGUACAUGUAUCCCACAACAAAACAUGAAAGUUCUUGGGGCUUUUAAAGAACAUCAUUUUGGUCAGUUCUAGUGGUAACCCAAGAAACUCUACUAUCUUUUGGCCAGGACUUCAUGGUUAAAAAAAUACAGCCAACCAUUACAGCUAGGUAGAUUUGCACAAGUGGGAAAGGAUUUCAUCAGGGAAUUGUAUACAAAUGGAUCAGAGAAAUAAAGACUUGCUUUCAAAGGC
Stylophora pistillata is the source of this 1402-nucleotide messenger RNA. RefSeq names its product transcription initiation factor TFIID subunit 9B. Gene Ontology annotation, biological process: DNA-templated transcription initiation; RNA polymerase II preinitiation complex assembly. Lineage: Eukaryota; Metazoa; Cnidaria; Anthozoa; Scleractinia; Pocilloporidae. Gene Ontology annotation, molecular function: transcription coactivator activity; protein heterodimerization activity; RNA polymerase II general transcription initiation factor activity. The record is from RefSeq and is a predicted model, not a curated record. Gene Ontology annotation, cellular component: transcription factor TFIID complex; SAGA complex.